GUUUGUUUUAGUUGUUUUGGUUGGGCGUUCCCGUCAUUCCUGCAGAGUUGCGGGAGUCCCGAGCUCCCGCAGGGACCUCGAACGCCUCCGCGGCCCCUUCAAGCCCUGCUGUCGCUGAUCGGACAUGACAUCAAACCGCGGAUACGCCAGUUUUCCGCAUUCCUGCACCGCCUUCCGCACCCGCAGGUGAACGCAGCUGUCCACGCGUUCGUGGAGCGAACGUGAACUCAAAGAAGAAGAAGAAGAAGAGGGAGGAGAGAUAAAACGGAUUCCAUUAGAAACGCAGUGUCGGACUAGUGAAAGGAGGAUGCGCUGACGGAUCCGCGGUCCUGUUUUGGUGCUGUUACUGGAAGGAUCAUGAACCGCACGUUUGACUAGCCAGCUCUGAAGUAACAGUUGCAAGGAAGGCCAACGUGAAGCAAGAGAAGCAUGGCCGUCUUCAAGUCUGACAUCGUAGAAGACCUCUAUGAGAUUGGGGAAGUUCUGGGAAGUGGCCAUUUUGGUCAGGUGAAAAAGGUCCGCGAGAGGGCGACUGGAACCAGCUGGGCGGGAAAGUUCCUGAAAAUUCGGAGAAAAGGAGGCAGCCUCUUGGGAAUGGACAGAACCAGCGUGGAGCGUGAGGUGGAGAUCCUGCAGGCGCUGAAACAUCCCAACAUUGUGUUGCUCAAGGACGUUUUCGAGAGUCGAUCAGAGAUGGUGCUUGUUCUAGAGCUCAUUUCUGGAGGUGAGCUGUUUGACUUCAUUGCUGAAAAAGACAACCUCCUGGAGACAGAGGCCAUUCAGUUCAUGAAGCAGAUCCUGGAGGGACUGAGGUUCAUGCACAGCAACAACAUCGCUCACUUCGACCUGAAGCCAGAGAACAUCAUGCUGUCCGAAAAGGUGUCUCCUCAGCUCAACGUCAAACUGAUCGACUUUGGCCUGGCCUACCGUUUUCACCAGGGACAGGAGUACAAGAGCACAAGUGGCACGCCUCAGUACGUUGCUCCAGAAGUGAUCAGCUUUGAGCCACUGAGCACCGCAGCAGACAUGUGGAGCAUUGGAGUCAUAACCUACAUUCUACUGAGUGGUAUGUCACCAUUUCAAGGUGAUACGGAUGAAGAGACUCUGAGGAACGUCGUGGCGGUGCAUUACGAGUUUGAAGACCUUUACUUCAAGACGACCAGCUCCAUGGCCAAAGAUUUCAUCCAGAAGCUUUUGGUGAAAGAUUCCAGAGAGAGGAUGACUGCAGAGGAGUGUCUACUUCAUCCAUGGAUCAAGCCCAUCACACGCAGACAGGUGGCCAACCGCAAUCGCUCCUCCAUCAACAUGAGGAACUUCAAGAGGUUCAACGCCAAAAGGAAGUGGAAGAUGUCCUACAACAUGGUGUCUGUUUGCAACCGGCUGGUAAACCUGAGGCUUGUGUGCAAACACAGAUCUGAUACCGAUCUGCUACAGAACAGAAAUGCAUCCUUGUCUCUGCAGAGACAAUGUGAGAGUGACGUGGAAGACUCUGAGAGCAACCCCAGCUCACUGUUACGCCGAAGACUCAGCAGCAGUUCCUAAAGAUGACCAGCAGAGGCCAGCAGAUCCAGCAGGCUCACCGAACCAGUCCUCUUCAGCAAAGGAGAUUUCUUCCUUCUUCAAGUCGCAGAAGUUCUUUGAGGAAAAGCUUGUUUUUAUAGAAUAUACACAGGUUUUCCUGGUAUUUCUCACUGAUGACGUCUACAUCAGGCAGGUUUUAGAGAUGACGAUCGUUUCUGGUCAGAAACAACAUUGUUUCAAGUGUCGUCAUGUGACGGCAAACAGUUCUGGUCCCCCCAACACCAGAGCAGCACAGUUUCUGAGGUUCCGGAUGAACUGAUGGGUUCUUAUGAUCAGAACUUCAAGCAUUGGUGAGUAGGUGGAAGAAGGUGAACUGUGCUCCUGUUUGUGUUGUUGGGAAAUGUGAGAAAUAAAACAUCUGUGAGCUUUUAUCUAGGUUUAUAUUUAAAAUAUUCAAUGAUGCACAACAAACAGCAGCUAUGUAUGCUGGUGCUUUUUUUGUAACAUUUUAAUUUUUAUUGUCUUUAACCAGUUUACCGAAACCUAAACUCUGAAAAGUGUGUAUUUGUUACGUGUAUGUUGAUGUUUAUAAUUGUGUUUCUAUGUUAAAAGUAAAAAUAACUGUUUGUGUGACUGGGUUUGUUUAAUGAACAGAUCAUUUAAAAUCUCAUCUAUUUGAUUAGUUUAACCCAUCAAGUUGAAACUGACCACAUGGAAAGAUUUAAAGGGAUUUUUGUAGUUGCUGGUUGAAUCCUGGAACCAGCAUUGGGUGUAUUUUUAAAAAAGAGUUUACACUUAAAUUUCUGUAUAAAUUUAAGGUUAGCUUGUAGUCCUUCAACAACACAGACAGAUUUCAUGGUCACAUUUCAAAAGUGUUUUUUUCUUUUUGUUUUAAAACCCUUAUUUGAGGUUAAAAUGUAUGACAAAUACUCAUUCAAAAUGACAAUUUUGUUACUAAAAAUGCUGAAAUAUUUCGAAUAAAAAAAAACUUUAAUCCAAAA
Oryzias latipes (Japanese medaka) is the source of this 2522-nucleotide messenger RNA. Its product is annotated as death-associated protein kinase 2. Lineage: Eukaryota; Metazoa; Chordata; Actinopteri; Beloniformes; Adrianichthyidae. The record is from RefSeq and is a predicted model, not a curated record. Gene Ontology annotation, cellular component: nucleus; cytoplasm. Gene Ontology annotation, molecular function: protein serine/threonine kinase activity; ATP binding. Gene Ontology annotation, biological process: protein phosphorylation; positive regulation of apoptotic process; intracellular signal transduction.